CUCGCGGCCUGAUAACCGGUGAAAGAGGAUAUGCGCACAGCGGCCGCGUUCGCGUCCGUGCCGGCGCACUCGAUUUAUCCGGAGAAGUUUCAAAAAUAAAACGCGAGUUUUAAAACGCGCGCGCGCGAUCACGUCUCUCACUGUUCUAAAAAUGCAUUCGUCUUGGCUCACGUCAGUUGACCACUAUUAUUUAUAAUACAUCAUUAACACGCCGCGCGAAUAAUUGCCAUCGAAAAAAUAUAAUUUGACAGAAUAUCAUCGCAUCGAAGUACCUACCUUUGUUGUACAUUCGAAAACACCGCCGGAACUCCGUUCGCGUCAAUAUCGUUAAUUGUUAUUAUUUUUUUAAAUUAAAAUCAAGUUUGUUUGGUGAUUUUAUUUUUUUUUUUUAUUAUAAUCGAGGUUUUUUCCCCCUGCGACGUAUUUACCGCUUGGUUGUCCGUAUUUCCACAAAUCUUAACGCACGUCUAAGAAAAAAAAAAACCAUGGCUCAGUUAAUAAAAUUACAAUUGUCCAGAAACGAUCAAUCGUCCCCGUGGGGAUUCCGAUUGCAGGGCGGCAAAGAUUUCGGAACGCAAUUGCUCAUACAAAAGGUAAGAAAUAUACGAUUUGCCGCAUUAAUAAUGUUUAACUGAUGUUAUGUUAUACCCGCAAAGUUAAAAUGAAAAAAAAAAAAAAAUGUAUCCAUAAAAUAUGCAUAUUAAGUAUUCAGUUAAUGAAAACCAACACGAAUAUCGGAUAGGUAAAUAUAGGAACAUCAUAAUGUUUCAUCACGUGUAGAAUUUAGAAAUACCAACACAAUAAUAGUAUACGUAUACAAUCACAGUGUACAUAAUAUCGCAUUAUAAAAAUCGACAUUUAACUAUAUAAUUUGAUGUGAAGUCAUAACGUUUUAAAAUAUUAUAAUAUUUGUAGAUAUAUUCUGUUUGAAUACCCGUAAAUAGUUUUAAAUUGGGAUAGUUCGUAUAUUAUGUUAAUUAUACUUAUUUAGUUUAAAUUACAGAUUUAAUAGAAUUCGAGCAAUUAAAAGAAAAAAAUAUACAAUAUAUGAAUAGAAUUAUGUUUUAAUUAUUCAGAAGUGGAUAAUAAUUUUUGUGUACCUAUUAUUAUUAUAGAUUCGCUCAUUGAAAUUAAUGCACUUACACGUGUAUAUUAUAUUUAAAUUAUCAAGACCGAUAAGUUACGGGCAUUUAAUUUUAAAGUGGGUACCUAUAUAAUAUCAUUUAUAGGUACCUACUAAAUCUACAUUUUUUUUUUUUUUUUUUUCCAUUAGUUCAACUAUAAAUAAUAUGUUGUGUAAUCAAAAUAAACAUACAGAUACAUUGCACUAUUUUGUAAUAUUAUUGUAUUAUUUGUUCAACAAUUUGGAAAAAAAAAAAAAUUGGUACUAUAUAUACAUCUAUAAUAUAUAUAAGUAUAUAUUAUGUUUAUAAAUCGUAUCAUUUCUAACAGGAAACGGAAUUGGUGUAGGUUAAAAUUGUCGGAUAUUUUUGUUUUUGAUUGUUUGUAAACUACUAUCAGCGUGUUUUGUGAUAAAUUUCCAAGUCAAGGUGCUUCGUUAGUUCAGCCAACAUAAAUUCCAUUCAAAAGAACUCGCAGAGCAGUGAAACAAUUCCGUUAGUAUGUGUUUAAUCCGGAUGAGUUAAGAGUAUUUUUCUAUUUAUACGUGUCUAUGCGUAUUGGCCUUCUGUAUAGUUUGGGCAAAGUUCCCACUGUCACAAAUUAUGUGCGUUUAUGUUACAAUCACUUCGCGAUCUAAUUAUCCCGAUUUUUCAGUUUACGCCGGUAACAAUGAUUUUUUCAUCGUAUUGUGCACUGUUCAAAUUGUGCAUUUUCGGAUGAUUUUCGGUGGAAAACUGCGCGAGACGCUAGUGUAGACUUUAUGGUCCAGAGGAGUUGCGUGGAUAAUUAUCUUAGACGCGGUAUAUUGGUUUGGCAGCCAAGCAGAAACAAAAUAAAAUACAAAAAAAAAAAAAAAAUAAUAAAAUAAAAUAUCUAUUAUAGCAUUAUGUCCGUGAUGACAUUUGUGGCUCUAGUAAAUCACGAUUCUCCCACGAUUACAAUGACCCCUGCCUACGGUACGUUGUAGGCACAAUAUAAAACAAAUAUAUAUAUAAAUAUUUAUGUAUGUAUGUAUGUAUGUAUGUCUGUAUGUAUAUUGUAUGUGUAUAUAUAUAUAUAUAUAUAUGUAUAGGUACUUACUUCUGGUACCUAUAUCUAAAUAUUUAAUUCAAGAUUGGGCCAUUGCCUGUAUAGUAUUACGGAAUUAUGGGUCAUUAUAAAUCAUCGAAAAUAAAACGAAAAGUAAUUAGGUGUUAUUAUUUUGUUAUCUAUUAGAAAUGUUGAAAAUAUUAUAAUCACUUGGCCAAUAUUGCAAUGUAUUGAGAAAUGUUUGUGAAUUUCCAACGGGUAAAAUGUAUUAUUCAACAGGUACGCGUUAAUUUUACUCAAUUUAUACGUAAAAAUCAUUGAACACUUGAAUUUUAAUUUUGUUUUUCUGUAGGAAAUUCAAAAUUAAAUAUUUAAAUUGUUAUUAUUGUAUUGUUUGUGUCGAACGGAAAUUUUAUUAGGCGGCCGAUGCAGGAGAAAAAAAAAAAUUAAUAAUAACAAAACCGAGAAUAAUCGUAUAAAAUAAUGGAUAAACAACUACGUGUAUUGGCAACAAAUGUGACCAAAGCAUAUGCAUGUGUUGUUGGCGAAGCACGGCGUUUUGUGGGCGAUAACGUAAAAUCGGGGCUAAUUGUUUUGAAUAAUGUGUCGGCACGAUAAAAGGUAUAAAUAAUAAUAGAACAGCCAGCGAGAAUAUUUUUCGUUUUUAUGAAAUAUAUUCAUGAUGUCUUCAGCGGGUCGAAAUCGUUUCAAAAUAUCUGUAAUUCGAAUACGUAAUAUUAUAAUAAUUGUAUAAUAUUAAUAAAUGUCGGUGAAAUGGCCGAAUAGGAUAACAGAUUGACAUUAUUUAUGGUUCGUGCGUGUUCGUUAACCGUUGUAAAAUGAAAAUAAUAUGAAUUGAUUAAGUUGACUGAAAUAUUUUCAACUAAUAGAGAUUAUCAUGUCGGUAUAGCAAAACCAUUUUUUAGCACUAUACAUUUUGAAGGGGCGCGUACAACAACAAAUUGUUUCAACCGAUAUUCGUUUGCAAAUGUUAUAACACUUGUGUAAACAACACUUGUACUGCAGUUGUAGGUGUGCAUUGUUGUUUCGUUGACGCUAUUUAUUUGUCGCGGAUAAUAAAAUGUACUGAUACGACCUUUGGGAUUACAAAAUACACCACACAACUGGGUGGAUAUUAAAAUGUUAUUGUAAUCGUUUUGAAAUAAGUUUAAGUUUAUUGUGUCCCGUACGGUUUUGCCGAUGUAAUAUAUAGGACGAACACAAAAUUUAAAAAACUGAAACCGUGUCACCUCCGGUCCUAUCACAGAUAACCGUUAUUGUCGGUUUAAUUUGUUCGCUUUAUUUAUGCUUCCUUUAAUAACAAUAAUACCUAAAUGUUUUUUUUUUCAUCCGUGUCGGAGUAACCCAUAAACGAACAAAAAAUAUUCAAUUUUUCGUUCCGAAAAUUCAAAAACUCUGUGUCCGCUACAUUUUAGGAAUUUAAAAUCAAAAUUACGGCUUCGAAAUAUAUACAUCUGAGGAUCCGUUUUUGUAUGCACGUUUUCAGACCUUUGCCUCCGCGACCUCGCGCUCAAACGAACGGACUAACUAAUAACGGACUUAUUGAAUAUAAAUUGUAUGCAAUGCUACUAAAAAUAUGUCUACUUAAAAAAAUUAUAUUUCCAAAGUUAAGUAGGCAAUCAGAAACAUGUUUAUCAUCGGAAACAAAGAAAAAAGAUUUAGCAAUGUAACAACAAGAUGACUCCUCAUCUUGAGCAAUUUAGUAAUUUUAAGACUAUCUAUCGCUGUUGAUUCGGCAUGUUGCAUAUAUGUCACGAAUAAUAAUAAAUUGUACCAAUAAUAAUGCAUCAUAUUGUACGCACUGACUCGUUAUUAACGUCUACUGUAAUAUGUAGGGCAAUCAAUUUUCUUUUAAUAAAUUUACAUUAUAUACCUAUACCUGCUACUUUUAAAACACAAGCCGAUGUCUUUUGAAUUGAAAAACUCGAUUAAAUAGUAGGUAUAUUAGAAAUUAUUGUUGUAGGUAUAAAAUACGGUAUAUUACUAAUCAAUUACCAGCUAGAUUUAUUUUCUUUUAAUGGAAUAAAUGAAUCACAAUAACAUUAAAAUAAUACGAUAAACAAUAUCGUUUUAAUGAAUAGUACAGUUUUCUGACGGUAUAGGUACAAUAUCGAACAACAUAAUAAUAUAACCGCUGAAUGGGGACAUUUCAAAAAUGCAUUGUAAGAUUUAUUUACAUUUUCCGCUAAAAAAAUAUAUUACCUACUAAAAACCUAUGCAUGACCAUUAAAAUAGUAAUCAGCAGUUUACGAAUAAUAUAAUAAUAUACGUGUCCAAUAAAUUUUAAUAUAGGUAGGAACUAGGAACCUACAUCAAGCAGAGAUGGUUUUUAUUUUCGUAAUAACUGUCUGUAUCAGAUGUUUGCGCAUCAUGAUAAUUUAUGCUAUCCAAAAUGUGUCCGUGUUGAAACGUUUCUAUUAUUUGACCAUACUAUGGACUAUGAAGUGAAAUUUUAUGAUAAUUUAUGUCGUGUUUCCUUUAUAGGAAACACGACAUUAUUUAUUUACUGUAUUAUUACAGUAAAUAAAUAAGAACAUUAAUAUAAUACUGUUUUUUAUUAUAAUAAUAAAUAUUAAUAACUUAUACAUAAAUAUUAUACCGAACACAUAUUAUACAAUACGAGGCUUUUCAUUAAAAUGUAUAAUGUACUACUCAUUAUGAAACUUAAUAAAAAAAUGUUUAUAGUUUUAUUUCUUAAAUUAAUUUUUACACUCAACAAUUUAAUGAGCUAAUUUUUAUACGUGUAUUGUGCAUCGGUGCAGUAGCCGGAAAGAUGAAGGCAUUCGGGACACGUGAUUCCCCCGAUAUCUUUUGUUUUUAUUGUUAUUUCUGUGUAUUAAAUCGUUAUAAAAAAAAUAAUUUGUUUUGCUAAGUAGGUAUUGUUGAGCAUUUUCUAAAAAUUGUUAAUUAUACUCGCAUUGUAUUUAUGAAACGGGAUUUAUUUUAUUAAGUUGAAAAAAAAAAAUGAAUUCGAUUUAUUAAAAUACAAUAAAUAUAUUUUUGGCCCCAGAGAAGAAGGGCUUUCAGUAAGUCAAUUUCGUAUAAUUUUCGAUAUAAACAAAUUAGACCAAAAAAGAAAAAGAAAAAAAUUACAUUAGAUAAAAUUGUAAAAAAAAUGACUUUUGCCCUUUUUUCCUGGGACGGAAGGUAUACCUACUAUUUAAUUAAUGAUCAAUAUUUAAAAAACUUGUUUAAAACAAGUAAAUAUGUAUAUUAUUAGUUAGUUACGGAAAGUUUGAAUAAUAGAUCGAAUUUACAAUAAUAUUAUAAAUAUGAAUUAUUUUUUUAUCUAAAAGUCAUAAAUUGUAUAUAUUUAUUUUAUAAUAUUUUAUUAUCAAUUUGUUACGCGUUCAAUUACAAUCUUUACUGAAUUUGAACUUAGUAUUAUAGGAUGAUGGGCGGUUGAAAUAACUUUAACUAUUAACAAAUAUUUGUAAUUAUAAUUUAUAAUAUUCCAUAAUUUAUUGUUAUAUGUAUUUAAAAUAUUCUAAAUCAUUCAAAGGAAUAUUUUUUUUUUUAUUUUUUUUUUUUGUUUCAUUCCAUUAUCAAAACAUUCAUAAUUAAACCGUAUACAACUAUUAUGUAUAGGACGUAGGUAUAUAAGUACCUACAUGAUUACUGAUAUGAGUUUAGAAUUUGUCAAACGUAUACAUAUUGAAACGGCAUAACGUUUGUAGGACUAUUAUGUGUAUAAUGACGUCGUUAAGUCGUUGAAUGCCCGUAACAUCCGAAGGUUUGAAAUAUAUGUUUGCAAAAUAUAAUAUCCGUUUGAUGUCACGUUGUCAACUUCUCAACCUCUGUUAUAAAUGCAAUGAGUCGCAAAAAAAAAAAAAAAACCAGCCUAAAACAACUCAUACGUGUUUUUAUCACUUCUGAUUAAAUAUUAAAAUAUAAAUGAGAGCACUAGAAUCUAUAAAAAUAUUUUUACUGAGAAUAUCCUGAGUGUUUUUUUUUUUUUGGUCUGUGAGCAAUCAAAAAUCUUACUCCGAUCAUCAAAUUUAGAAAAACUUCGGAAAAACAUAAACAUGUACGCAAUAAUAAUUUCUGUUGUUUUCGAUUUUUUUUUUGUUUUUUUGUUAUUCAGUUAAAAAUAUAUUAAUUUAUAAUUUUUUAAUUUUAAUUUGGCUUUAUGCGGAUUAAAUUGUUUCGGCCCAAAUUUAACCCAAAUUUCAUCAUAAGUGGUAAUAAAUGGUAAAAAUAAAAAAUGUUGAACGUAACAUAGGCAUUUUUUUUUUUUUAUAAAAGUUUUAAAUUCAAAUUUUGACGAAAAUCGUAUAAACCACGUCAUUUUGUAAACAAUUCUUUGAUUUGUUUGGAUUCUACUUUUUAGCAAAACUGUUCAAAAAUUUAAACCAAAAAAUAAUUAAAUUAGAUUAAUGUUUAUCAAAACAUCGAACUUCGCUCACAAUCGUUUAUCUUUAUCAAUGAUUUUUCAUUGUGUAUAGUGUAUAUAGAUAUCUAUAAACUAUAAUUUAUCCUACAUAAUCUACCUUUCCAACUUCACGCCAACUACAGUAGCACCAACACUCAUGGAGCGAAAUAUGUCGUCUUUUAUCUCUAAUAGUAUUUAUUAUGUUAUUCAUAAUAUUUCAUUCAUUAAUACAAACAAAUUACCGAUAAUUUGGUCUUGAUCCGUGAAAAUUAUAUUUUCAAAUAAAGUUAUUUUUAAAUUUUUCGGAAAUAUUUUUUUUGGGUUACAGAUAUUCAGAAAAACGUUUUAGAACAGGUCAAAUGUUCAGGGAGCUAUGCCAGAAAGUGAAGUGUGCAUAAAAAUUCGUUUUGGCAAAAAUAUUGGUUUUAGCAAUUAAGUUUAAUAAAUCAUUUUGUAAAAUUAUUAAUUUGGUUAGCAAUUUUAGAACUUCGAAACUAACAACCAUCCCAGAUCAUGUGUUAAACUAUUAACACACAUUGAUGUUUUGUUUUAUUAUUUACGGAACUUCCUAAAAUCACUGUAAGCAUCUGCUAUAACCUUCAUUAAUAUUAAAAACUAUAAAGACAUCUGUUCCGUUGAGUAAAUAUUAUAUAAAUAAAUCUAACAAUAAAAAGGAUUCGGUCAUAAUUUAAAAAUCAAGUGGUUAUAAAUAACGAUUAAAUAAAAGUGAAAAACAAAACACCAUAAGGGUUUCUAUUUCCUAUAAGGCUAUAAAAUUUUAAAGAAACGUCUCACGUGGGAUUUUUAAUGGGUUCAUUCGUGUUAGGUUUACAUGUUUAAUACGAGUACUGGGCAAAAUAAUAAACAAGAAACAAACUUGGUGAAAACGCUGUAUCUGAAUGUAUUAACAAAGAAUUUAUUCAUAUAAGUGAAUCAAAUAGUUAUAGGUCAUAUUGUACGAAAAUAAUAACUUUUAUUUAACGUAAACACUUAAUACGUCAUAUAACUACAUUAAUUUCAUUUGAUUUUUAAUUUUUUAGUCGGUUAAAUAAACAAUAUGUCUAAUGUAUAAACACAAUUAGAAAAUACUUACAUACAUAUUUAUGCAUGCAUGUAAUUUUAUAAACUUAUAAAUAUCACAUAAGACGAUAAUUAUAGCUAACAUUAUUAAUCCUAUAUUGAAUAAUAAUAUGAAACGGCACUAUAUAACAAGCAGCGAGACAUUUUACGAAAUUAAUUUGUUCAUUUUAAAAUUAAAAUGGUUUAUAAUAAAUUUGUAAAAUAUUAUGACAAAGUUUAAACAUUAAAAUUAAAUAAAAUGUAAGCAAAUUCAUUGUUAAAUAUUUUAAACGUUUAUUUUUGAUAUACACAAAAUUUAUACUGAAAUAUUAAAUUAUAUUAUACAAUACUAUAAAUAGGUAUAUACUAUACAGUGUCCAAUGGAGUUUAUCAAAUGCAAUAACUUUUAUUUCGUUCAAUAGUUUUAAUUUUUCCUUUAUUGUAAUAAUUACUGGAGCUUUGGGCUAUGAUUUUUAAAUUUGUUUUCAUAAAAUUAAAGAUAAUUAUAAAUUUAUUUUGAAACAAAAUUUGACAUUACAAAUGGUUACUAACGAUAAGCCGUUUUUGUAUAAUUUUGUACAACUUUUUGAAGUUUAGGAUAGUUUAAAUUGUUUUCAAUAUCAUUAAGUACUAACUAAUAUCAGUCGAUAAUUGCCAAACUAUUGAUUCGGCAAUUUUUCUAUGAAAAAUAAUUUUAUUAGUAAUUUUUGAAAACUGAUAUUUUGUUUCAAAAUAUAUUUAAAAAAUGGCUACAUUGUGUUUUGUAAAUACAAUUUUUAUUUUCAGUCUUAAAAAUAGAGGAAUCGUAGCACAAAGAAUUAGUAACAAGAAAAAACCAUAAAAAUACACCGUUAAAAACACUCUGUAUAAUUUCAUGUAACAUACUUACACGACAUAUUAAUUGUACGCCUAUUAUACUAUCCUAUCUCAACUUGUUAAAAGUUAAUUUUAAAUUAUUAUUUGCACUACUUUUUUCAAACCUACAUAGUGGACAGACAUUUUUGGUUAUAUUGCCAACAAUUCUAAAAAUAGAACAUUUUAAUUUGGUUGAAUGAAGCCAAAUUUCUGUAUAUAUAAUAUAUAUAAUUAUUAUAAUUAUAUACCUAAUUAUAAAAUCCCUUCAAUUCUUAAUCAAAUUAAUCCUUUUUUUUCAUAAUGUUCGUGAUCUUAAAAUGCAUUAUAAUAUUAUUUUACCUAGUUCCUACUCUAUACAUUUGGUGUGUCAAUGAAUAUUCUUUAUGGUCAUUGACAAAAUAUUUCCUGAUUAAUGAAAAUGAUUAAACCAUCGGUACUAUGUUAUUAACAACACUAGUAAUAUGUUUCGAUAGUAAUUUAAAAUCUGUGGCUAAAUAUGUUAUAUUAAAAGUGUUCCGAAGUGGUUUCACCCCCCAGUAUUUAUUCUCAACACUUACAAAUACAUAUGUCAAUGACAAAGUAUAUGUUGUAUUCAAGUCAUUCAAAAUAUUUAUAAUAUUUUUUUGAAAAUGAACAGUUUUAGGAACCAAAUAUUUUUUUUUGGAAACUCCUAAAUAAGCAAUUUAAAGGCAUUUAGUCUUAUUCAUAAUAAUCAAUGUUAGCUAUACGUUAAAUAUAUUUUGGCCGUUAAAUUUACGAUUUUCGUCAAAAUUUGGUUUUAAAAUACUUAUAAAAAAUAAAAAAUACUGCAUUACACUAUUUUUUUUUAUCACUAAGUACGACCUAUUAUAAACAUCCUGUUAAAUUUUCAAGUAUUUCUGUUUAGUCUAACAAUUUUAUCCACAGAUAUCAAUACCUUUCUUAGUCAUGAACUAUAUUUAAAAUUAAAAAAAAAAGUCUCUUAUUGUUUUUCUAUUGAAAUAAUAUUUAUGGCAGAAAAUAUGAACCGUAAAAUUUUUAAAUAAUGAAAUCGUUUCGCCAUAAUUUGAAAAAAAAAAAUCGUAUUUUUCGUCUUUUUGGUUUUUCCUAAACUAUUAUGAAAACUACUUUAGAUAUAAAAAAAUUACAUUGUCUGUCAGUGGCUAUAUAUUAAAUGGAACAAAAUCUAUUUCUCGAAGGGUAUUCAAAAUCCACCAUAGGCGUACGCAGGAUUUUUUCACAGGGUGUGCUAUAUUCUUAAUGUAGGCCUUGUAUCCUCCCCCUUGAACAAAGAAUAUAGUGAAUACAAAAUAUCCAUUCGUUAAAAAUUUCAUUAAAAAAGAUUCAUUAAAAAUUAUAUUAUUCACCUAUGUAGUAUACUUGUAUUAUAUUACCUAUAUAUUUAAUAAUAUUUCACGAAAACAUUAUUAUACAUCCCAACUUAUCUUUAAUAAUAAAUUAUAACAUUGUUCAAAAUUUAAAAAAAACUUCGAUGUCAUCACAAUUACAAUAGGCCUUAAACCUAAGGCAGUGAUGAAUAAUAUCACAGUAAAUGAUUUCCGGUUGAUUUGAUUUAUUGAUUAUACUAUGAUAAUUUUUCAUACCAAAUUGCAUUUAAUUAAAUAAAACCCAGAAGUUAAUUUCGUUUUCAACCUAAAGGCACGGGGUGUGCCAUGGCACACUUGGCACCACACCCUGUGCGCACGCCUAUAAAAUCCGCUAUUUCCAGUAAAAACAUAAAAUCUGAGGGUUAAAAUGGUUAUAUAGGGAGUUGAAAGUUGAAACCACCUCAUCCUUGAUACUUACCCGAUGUAUACACAAAAUGUUGUCCCCUGACUUCAUUUGGAGGGUCUGUAGAGGCGUGCUAAAAAGUUAAAAAUACACUCAUUCCUCAAAACAUCUUAAAUUUUACAUUGAUAUACAAUAGAAAUUUGAUCAGCUUAUAGAAACAAUUCUAAUUCCCGAGUAAGGUCAGAUGGAGCCGCUUAAAGUGUCCAAAUGUAAAUUUGAUCUAUGCGCAUAUAUCUGUGUAUAUCUGUUUAUUACUUUGCAAUAGUGCCUAUUUUCAGGGAAAAUUCGACAUAACUGAAAUUCAAAUAGUGGGCAAAAAAAUAGAUUUAUUAAUGUAGUAUUAAUGGAUUUAAAAACUCGUAGUAAAAUUCAUAAUUCCUAUAACUAGUUAAAUCCAUCAUUUAAUUUUCAAUAUUAAUUAACUUAUGACGUGUCUAAUAUUAUAUUGCUAAUAAUAAUAAUAUUAAUAAUAACUAUAAUAUAAUAUUAUCAUUGAGUCAUUGCCCAUUGCUUAUAAAGCAUAUUUGUUUGUAUACGAGUAUUAGCCAUAAGUUAUGAAUGUUAUGAUACGUAAUAGUUAGUUUAGGUUAAGUUAGGUGGGUAAAGUUAGGUUAAUAUUAUACGUAAUAUGUAUAGAAAUACUUAAUUGUUAAAGGUUAAACACGUUUUAGAUUUCCAAUCGGUUAACAGGAUUCGCAUAGAAUAUAUAUAUAUAUGCAGUAGUCUAAUCGCAAAUUACGUGAUUUUAGUAUAAAAAUAAUACUCGUUCGUAUUAUUUAAAUGAGUCAUAUAUCUAAUAAAAUCUCAUACGAAUUUCUUUAAACCUCGUAUAUAGUUACGUGUUAGGUAAAACAUUUAUUUUUCAAGCUAAAUGAAAACAAUAACAACAUAGGAAUGUUAUUGUUUGAAAAAUGUAAAAUAUAUUUGUGUUCAUGAACUACAAAUAAAGGCUGGGUUUUUUUCUUUAAAGGAACAAAAUAUUUAUAAUUUGCAAUAUUGUGAUAAGUAAAGAUACCUCAAAGAUAUUUAAAGUCUUUAGAAAAAAAAAAUUGCGUGUAGAUGUGUGUAAAUUAAACGAAAUUUUAAUCAGCUGAAGUUUUUCAAUUGAAAUGUAUAGCGAAUUUAUGCAUUACUUGCACUAUUUAAUCUCGGAAAGAUUAUUAUAUCAGUUUUUAUAACUAAAAUUAAAACUAUAUAAAACUAUGAAAUUAAUUAAAUAGACUUGAAUUAUUGUUUUAUUUUUUUUAUAUAAGUCAGUGAUAUUGUUUUUGUAAGGUAAAUGUAAAUUGCAGUAUUGUUUAUUCUUGUAUUUCUAACAAAGGCUAUCAUAUAUUUACAAUCAAAUUUGUUUUAUCCUUCGUAUUCUAAUCGCAUAAUAUAUUAUAAAAAUAUAAAUAUAAAAAUGUUUUGCCUAAUUUUUAUCUUUGUUAUUACAGUCAUUCUUUAUGAUUAUGUUUUACGUUUUUGUUUAACAUUCUGAUCGGUUUGUGUAAUUUUUAAACUGUUUUAAAGAGAGCAGGCACCUUCGUAUUAAUCGUAUUAUUAAAUAAUAGUUUGAUAAGUGUUUUAUUUUAUCUCAAGGAAGUAAAAACGAAUGCAUCAAAAAUGUAUCUAUCAUUAGAUAAGAAAUUCAAUAUUUAGAUAUUACUAGGACCGAUAAAAAACAAAGACAAUAUUUUAAUCAGAUUUCUAAUGUAAAUUUGUGUAGCACUUAUUAUCAGACAGGUACUUGUAGAUUACUCAUUGAUGAUUUCUUAAUAGGUAUUGUAUAUUGUUCGUAGCGUAAAUCAGUAAACAUUUUUAUUUGAAUGUGAUCAAUUAUUUCAAAAUAAUUAUAAAAUUAAAAAAUGAUACAUGAACUAUUUAGUUUUUACAUACAAUUGUUUAGAUUCUAAACGGAGCUAGGAAUGUAUUUGUUUUACAAUAAUGUUUAUUUAUUUACUUUUUUUAUGUGAACACUUUUUCUACCAGAAAGCUUACGCCAAUUAUUAAGUAUAGCACUUUUCUCGAAGGAAAAUGUUCUAUGGGUAAUAUUUAAAACAGGUCAUUUUUUGAAAUUCUUAUUAAUAUAUUAGAUAAUCAGGAAAAUCUGGUUCUUUAGGUUAAAAAAAAUUUAAAAAUUUAAAAAUAAGGUUAUCGCUAGCAACCAUUUUUAUUUAUUUUUUGUUAUUAAUAAGGUUUUAUUAUUUUAAUAUUUGUUAAAAAAUCAUUGUUGUCAUGGAAACGUGCACUGUUAAAGAAGCAAUACUAUAGACCGAGCUAUAUUAAAAUAAAAUAAAUUUCGAUUUCAAUACAUUAUUUUAACUAUUAAUCUUUAUAUUAUAUUUCUUUAUUCUAUACUAAAGUAUCAAUAUCAACUGUACUCCACUCAGAAUCGUUUAGGUUAGGUUAAUGAUCAUGUUUAGCAGGUGAAUGGUACUAUAUUGGUCACAAGUAGUUUAAUAGUGGAUCUGAAACUAAUUUAAGGGAGGGGUAAACUGAGCAAAAUUUCGUGGCUCCAUUUAUUUUAAAUACUCUAUAUGCAGUUGAAUACACUUAAUUUAUUUUUAUAUUAAAAUGGUUUUACUAUGAAAUGUGCUUUUUUUUACAAUUUUUCGAAAGAUUAUCUUGUCCCGAUGCUUAAAAUAUAGUUUCUUUUCUGAAAGGGAAUUUUCUUUUUAUGCAGUACUUUAUAGAGGCCAUUUUUCGAUUUUUCCAGAAGUUUUCCAAAUAAAUGGGGAAAAACAGGGAAAUGUACGAAAUAUAUUAGAAAAAUAUUACGGUUACUUUUGAGCUAUUUAUAGGCGUUUAUUUUUUCAAGGUUAUUACGUAAUUUUUACUUGAUAAGUACUCUGUGGGUAAAAUUAAUGGAAUAAACAAGAAUGCUUGAAAAUUUGACAGGAGGUUCAUUAUAAGUUAUAAAUAGUGAUCAAAAAAAAAUUAAGUACAAUGUAGUAUUUUUUUAUUUUAUAAAAGUUUUAAAAUAAAAUUUUGAUGAAAACCGUAAAUAUUCUGGCCUUUUAAAACAUAUAUAAUCGAACUCUACUCUGAAUCGUUUCCCGUUACCAAUAGUUUAUCGUUGAUUACAGGUAUAAAUUUGAAUAUCUUUAUGUACUCACCUCACCAAUUACCCACCUACAAGAGUGGCCGCACCCGACCCCAGUAUCAGCUUUUUUUUUAUGUCUGUGAACAACUUUGCCAACAACUAACCUAACCUUUCAGGUAUCUUAUUUUAAUUGAAAAAUAACAAGAACUUUUUUUAGAGUUUAAGAUCUAGUUGGUACUUAGAGGAAGUUAUUUUUUUUUAUUCUUUUAGCAGUUUUCAUAAAAGUUAAGAAAAACCGGGUAAAAAUAGAAAACGAGAAAAUGUACGCAAAAAUGGUUUCGUUAUUUUCAAUUUUGUUCUUUUGUUGUAAUUUAUUUAGCUUGUAUUGGCUUUUUCUAGACGUGGACAAUUUUCAAAACAUUCUGGCUGUCAUAGAUAUCAUUAAUCCGUUGUUAUAAUCAUGGUCAACGGACAUUGCCUAACAAUCAUCAAAUACAUACACAAUCUACCGUUUAGUUCCAGCAUAGAUAUGUAGUAAAGAUAUAGACAGGCCAUUUCUAAAACAAUUGAAUAUUAGACGAUAUCGAAUAAAAAGAAAACGCCUUCUUUAUAAAUUUAUCGGGGAAUAAAGAUAAGAUUAAUAUAGCCUAUCCUCAUCUUUAUUAUAAGUUUCAGUAGGUAACAAUUAAAAAAAGGAUAGAAUACUCCCGUUACCCCACCCUCUCCCCCACAAAUCCGCCACAGAAAUGGCUGUAGUAUAAGCGUAUUUUAGGUGUCCUCCAGUAAGUACAGUUUCAUUUUAACAAUAAAAUAAGUGUACCAUUUUACUUAUCACUAGUUUACUUUAUAGAAUAUGUAGAUAUAGUAUAAUAUUAUCAUGCAUGUGUAUGUGUGUCUGUCAGUGUGUAAUGUGCAGAUUAUAUAUUUUAUUUUAUUUUUGUAUACUUUUAUUAACAAGAUAAUGUUACAUAUUAUAUUUUAGAAUCUGAGUUUAUUGAAGAAGCUAUUAAAGUUUUACUAUGAUUGGUGUUUUCUUUUUUUUGGGAAAUACUUUACAGCUAGUAAAAAUAACUUGAAUUUUUCAUAACAUACUUUAAAAGAUACCGAUAUUUUGCUCGGUGUUGCCUACUUCUUUGAACAAUUUUUCAAAAUAUUCAAUACUUUUUAGGGUUUUUUAAAAACAUUUUUUUAAUUAGGCAAAUGCUCCAAUUUUUUCGCGCAAUUCCUCAAAAUAUGCAUAAAUUCUACAAGGUGAUAGGUACUUAAUUUUAAAUUGUAUCGACAUUUUCAACAAUUUAUUUCUAGAUUAUUUUUUUUGUUUUUAAUUAAUUUUUGAUGACUUUGGUAAUAAGGAGGAAAACGCGUUUAAUACUACUCCACUCUGCAAAAUCGUUUUUCGUUUCCAAUGAUUCAUUAUUUUUUCAAUUAUACCUCAAUUUACUGGGAUCAUCAGAUAAUACAUUGUUUAGUAUCUUUUUCAUUUAUUUAUAUAUUACUGUUAUCUAGUUUUUAUUUAUUUUUAUACUUAAUAAAAAAUAAAAUAACCGUGCAUACCUAUUAUACAAUUAUAAUAAAGUAAAAACACUAGAAACACCGGGUUAUUUUCCAGUAAAUAAUAUAUGGAUAAUAUUUAUCUUUAAUAAGAAUAUUAUUUUGAGUACAUUGUAGCAAGUUUAAUUAACGCGUAUCAUCGAACCUACUAACGUAGGUAUAUAGUUAGAUUAUAUCUUGUGUACCAAGGUAUUAAACAAACUUAGAAAACAUGUCUAUGGUAGUAGUGCUCUUAAGUUUCUCGAUUCUUCAAAUAAUGUUUAUAUGUAAUAUGAAUGUUUCGUGCAGGAUUCAGGUGAGUUCUUUGAACUUCAGGGUAAAUGAUUUAAUCUACCAUAGGCUUUACCGAAUAAUCAAUAUCAAUAUAAUCGUAGGAAUCGACAUCGAGCUACUAAAAGCUUUUAGCCUGGCACGAUAUGAAUUGAUAGAUACUUUAAUAUAAUAUAUUGAAGUAUAUAAUCAUGCUAAUUAGAUGUAUUAAUCUUGUCAUAGCCCAUCUGUAAAGUAACAUUUACAUAAAUGAUUGUCUAUUAGUAACCACCUAGGUAUAUCCAAUUAAUGGUGCCAAAAUAAAAAUAUAACAUAUGAGUUAGGUGUUAUUUUGUUGCUUUCAGUUUGUCUUUGUUUCUGAAAAAGUCUGUCUCGCUUAAUUUAAAAACGUCACAUAUCGCUUUGGAAGUUUGCCUCUGAUCUAUAUCAAUUCAAUAAUUAUCUUGGUCAUAUUAUGGGAAAUGAAACGAAAUACGACUUACUGCAGUCCAUUAUUCUAGGAAUAAUAAAUGAAAAAAGAGGUUUGGGACAUUCUCAAACAUCUAUGCAAAAUCUCAGCUCAUGGUAUAAUAAAAUGUCGAUCGAACUCUUUAAGGCAGCCACAGACAAAGAGGUGAUAGCCAAGAUGGUCACUAACAUCCAAAAUGGAUAGGCACUACAAGAAAAAGGAAAGACCAUAAAAAAUACUUUAACUAUAAGUUAUCACAAUAUUUCCACUGUUCUAAAACACGUUCAUUGAAAAAAAUGUAUGAUAAUAUACUUGCUACUUAAUUAGGUACUAUUUAUAUACGAAUAUAGGUUUAAACAUCAUAAUCUUAUCUAAUACCUAACGCCAGAAAAUGUUGAAAACUGCACCAUAUAUAGAAAGUGUUAUGUAUUUCAGUGAACAUUUCAGUUUAGGUUUUACAAUUAUUUUUCAACUGAAUUAAAACAAAAAAACAAAAUCAACAAUAAUGUGAACCGUAAUUGUGUUAAUUUUCCCACUUUUCGACGUUUUUUCCUAAUUAUUAAAAGAGUUAUAAGAAAAAUCAAAAAUGAUAACCCCUUCAAAAUCCUAAUGCACCAACGGGGCAAAGUUCGCUACUAUAAACCACCCCUGAAGUUGAUGAUGCAAGCAACAUUUCUGAUAGUAAAGUUGUUUAAGGACACAUUAAUAAAAAUAAAUAAUGUACACAUCAUAGUAAAACCAGUACAUUACUCGCUUACGCUAUCAAAAUCUAAAAUUUAAAUCCAUGAAAAUAUACUACUGUAACAACUUUAUUUGCACGCAUAUAAUAUUCUCAAACCAAUUUUUAAUCAUAUGCAUUGUCCCUAACCAUUAUAAUUAUUAUAUUCAUGACUCUUAUUUAUAAUAAUCUGUUACACUGACUAACUGUCAAAAGAAUAUAUGUAUAGUAGAUUUGUACACGUCAUAUAGUUAUAAUAAUAUCUACGGCAAUAACAGUAUAGUUCAGUUUCGGCGCUCAUUAUUACAAGAACAAUAGACGUUUAAUUACGUGCUGAGCACAAUAUGUAAAUAUUCGAACAAUAUUGAAGGUAUUUGUACUUUUUUACACGUAGUAAAACUGAGCAACAGAAAAUCUGUUUUAUUUUUCUGACACAGAAUGAAUGCAUUUGACUAUUUGAAUAUACGAGUAUUUAGUAAAUGUUAUAGUUAAUAAUAUUAGGUAGAUACCUACCAAUUGGAUUUCAACAAAAUAUUUAUGUUCCACCAACAUGUAUUAUAAAAUCCGGGCCGGAUUACAGUUAUAGUACUAAUAGUCUAAAAGAUUAUACAUACACCCAUUACAUUUUUUUUUUAAAUUCAAUUUUAUUAAUUUUUAUUAUUUAUGUAUAGUUAAAAAAUGAGUACAUACCUAGUUAUAUAUUUGAAUAUUUUUGACAGUCAUCGUAAUAUUAUAUCUAGGUACCUACUUAUAGUUUCAAAACAAUAAACUAUUAUAAUAUUAACAAAUGAUUUCUAGUAUAAGUUACCAUGACAAGAUUUCUGUCAGCAACGAUAUAUUUUUAUACCAACAAAAAGUAAUUGAAAAAGAAAAAAGUGAGACGAAACAUUGAGUCCCCCUUUGACACGCGUCCCGAGGCUACAGCCCCCUAUAGCCUGUUCAAGUCCUAAAUAAAACUAUUAAACGUAGGGUAAAUGUAUAGAUGUAUGUAUUUCAUUUUAUUUUAUUUGUUCAUAACAAAAUUGAGUAAAAUAAUUUCCAAUUUUAUGAACUUACAAUUAAUGAAACUUAUUAAAGUUGUUGGCAUCGUAUGAAUGACAGUUUUAUUAUUAAAUAAACUAUAUUUCGAAAAGCACGGUAAAGGACAUAAAUAUUUAUAAUUCGAAAAACUAAUUUAUGUGUUAAAAAUAAAAAUUUUUUACCGGUACUUAGUCAAAAUAAUAAUUUUAUGUUAUAUGUAUAUAUUUUUAAUCCAAUUCACCUUUAAAACUUGUUCGUCAGUAUAACUACCGUAUUAAGUCUAAUGUCUAUAAAAACAUUAUAAACCCAUAAUACAUAUUAUUUGGAUUUUAUAUAGGUAGGUAAUAUGCCUAGUUGAAUCUGCAUGUAAAGUAUGGGUAAAAUUAUUAAAUUUUCAAAUGACUGCAAAUAAUGUUUAGUAACUUUUAAUUGUGUACAUUUUUCUAAAUUACACACCUAUCGAAUAGUUUCAUUGCUUUAUCAGUAUAAAAAAAUACUGUAAAAAAUAUUUCUAUAAUAUAGGUACCAAUUGGAACAUCAUUUUUAUCAUUUUAUAAUCUCGUAUUGUUCUACUGACUAUAAUAUUAUAGAAUAUUGAUUAUUUAAUGUACCUAAGUAUAGUUAUUUAAAUCGUUUGAUUGAAAUCUUUAAUUAGGUAUGUAUUAUUUCUCCGGAGACUAACUUCGAGGUAAAAAAUAGCACGAUAAUGAAGUCGCAUACCUUACGUUAACAUUUUAUGUAGUUCCAUUUCUAUAUCAGCGUUUUUCUUUGGUUCACAGCAUAACUAUUUUAUAAUAAUUGGAUUACAAUAUUACAAGUAUUCCCAGAGAAAAACAUAUACAUUUCUUGGAAAUAUUUGUCGUGUUCAUAUUUCACAUAUUUUGUCAGCAAUUAGAAGAAGAAAAAAAAUCGAUUUUCAACGAACAAAAAAAUGUGUUGAAAAUUCUUAAUGCUAUUGUUUAAAAACAAGUUGUUAUAAACUAUAUACUUAGUUAUGUACAAUAUUGUAUCUCUUGAACAAUAUGUUUUUCUUCGUAAUAGUAGUUAUAAUAUUACUGUACUGUUUUGUGAUUUUUUUUUUUUUUUAUUUUGAACAUCUUCCAAUAUAAGAUACAUCUUUAGACGUGCUAUUUUUAAUUUUUGUUUUUUUUAAGUCUCAUAUUUUCUUUCAGGCCCAUUGCAAUUGUCUAGUACAUUUUCAUUUUAUUAUUUGUAUUUAUUAAUGUAUUUCAAUAUAUAUACAGGCUGUCCCACGAAGAUAUAUCCCUUGAAUAUCUCCGGACAUGAUAAAAAUAAUCAAAUUCUGUUUUUUUUUUUUUUUUUUAUUAUUACUUACAAGGAAAUGGACUAAUAAUAUUUAUGCUUGAAUUAUAUAUUUUUUUUCUUUUAAGCCUGUAUAUAAUAUAUUGUUAAAUUAUAGCUUUAUAAUUGAAUACAAAUAGAAAUAAUAAUGGUAACUAUUUUGUAAAUUCAGCUAUCCGACCACGACAGCUAGGUAUAUUUUUUAUUUAUUCAUUAGUUUCAUUAUUUUAGGUAUAGACGAUACAUAUACAAUAUUAUUAGACUACUUGUACAUAUAUACUGCUAUAAAAAUAAAUUAAAUAUUAUACAUUAUACAAUGACUUAUUUUAUCGAUAUUCACAGAAUAUCGUAUAUUAUAGAUACUGCAGACGAAAUAUUGUCCGGUUGAUGAUAAUUAUAUAAGUAUUAUAGUUAUAAGUAAGAACUGAAAUAUUGUAUGUUAUUAUACAUAACCCACACGAAAAAAAAUCAUUAUUAUAUUUUUCUCAAGUAUCUAUUUAAUGUUAUUUAAUGAUAUUGAAGUAUCAUUGUGCAAUUGACGGUUGAAUAAACAAUAGUUAUCUUAAAUGUUCUCUCCAGUUUAUGUAUAAAUGACAAAGCACAAUACACCGUCCCAUAACUUGUCCAUACACACAUAGACGCAAACACACACAAACACAUGCAUUGAAUAUCCCACAACAUAAUAUUUAUAUGUUUUGUUUUAGGUGAACUUUGGCAGUUUAGCCGAGAAAGCCGGUCUUCAAGUAGGCGACGCCUUAGUCAGGGUCAACGGCCAAGAUGUGUAUGACGUAAAACAUAAAGAUGCUCAGGAUGUUAUCCUGCGUGCUGGAAAUGCUUUUGAGCUCACCAUUCAACGGUAAGGCAAACGAUUUAUUCUUACUUAGUAUGUAGAUCUAUUAUUUGUAUGGCUUACAAUUAUUAUUGUUAGAUCGUUAAAAUUUGUUGUAAGAAUUGCAUUACUAUAAAAUAUUCACUUUCUCAUAAGAAAUAAUAACUAUCGGAAUAAAAAAAUUUAUUAUAUACUGAUCUCUAUCAAUGUUAUCCAACGAAAGAUUUUAAAUUAAAACUAUUUUAACAAUUUAGUAACAUAAAACAACACAACCGGAAAUAGUAUAAUACCUAUACACACGGUAAGCACGAGCACAUAUAUAUAAAUACCUCUAUGUAUGUAAUAUAUUUUUAUUAUAACAGUUUUUACUAUAUAAACAGAUUUUUUUAAAUUUAUGUAAAUACUAUGUCUAUUAAGUCUAAUUCAGCUAUAAAAUGAUAAUUCGCAGAGUGUAAUUUUGAUGGUUGGUCGAUUUGAAUCCUAAUAGUUAUGCCAAGAAAUUUGGUUUGGAAUUCUAUUUCUAAAAGGAAGUAAAAUUAUUGUCUCUAGUCAAACAUAUUCCUUUGAUAUGACUACAAAUAAUAUUUCUUUUUUCGGAUCAUAGCCAAGUUUGUAUAAUUUACCCAAAAGAACGUCAUGGUACAUCUAAAUGAAAAGAUAUAUUAAGUGUACCUAUUAUACAUUCGUAUUUCGUAUGGUUGUAAAUUAAGAACGAAACUAUUUAUUUUUUUCUUUCUAUUGAAAUAUGUUUGUAUUUAUGUGUAAUAAUAAAACUGUUGAUUGAAAUCGAAUUUAACCAUUAUAAUAGGAAUUGAGUUCAAAUUAUAUAUCGUGUAUGGAAUUAUUUUAAGAACUUUUAUUUACUCACCUUAACUGUUAUAGUAAUAACUAAAAAUAUAAAUUCUAGGGAUAGACUGAUACCACUUUUUACUCGAUCUACGAUUACCGAUAAAAAACCGAUAUCCGAUAUCCGCAUUUGAAUACGAAAACCGUGAGUUGAUAUUGAAAUUAACCGAUACAUCGGUUAAAACUCGAUUUGUUUAAUGCUUUUUUUACAAUUCAGAGACGCUAUAUAGACAUUUUUCUCCGAAUAUCGACCGAUAUCGAGAUCGUUUUAUAUAUUGGCCUACCCCUAUCUAAUAAAUAAUAAUUAAAUAUUUAUUAAACGACUAUAUUUUUUAGAGGUGGAACAAGUGUUUGGAAACCUUCAAUUACACCUAUUGGGCCUAGCCCAGUACCGAAUAGAUUAUCUCAAUCUCCACAACUAGUGACAAAAACAUCAUUAGCUAAAGUUGGACCACAAUCACCUGCGUUUGGUUCUUCACACAACUCUGUUACACGACCAUUUAGUGGAACUUCAUCACCUAAAGUAAUUCACAAUAUACUAUAUUACAAUUUAGGUUUAUCGUCAUUAAUUAAGUAAUAUACUCACAGGUUGGCGGAAAUGAUUCCGGAACGGUUAAGGCUAUUGUCAAUAAACAGUACAAUACACCAGUAGGUAUUUAUAGUGAAGAGAAUAUUGCCGAAACACUCACAGCACAAGCUGAAGUACUAGCCGGAGGAGUCUUAGGGUAAGUUAAUGUUUUGAAAGCUCAAAUCACAUAAUUAAAGUAUAAACAAAUUACAGAGUAAAUUUCAAGAAAAAUGAAAAGAAUUAUGAUGCUAGUCAUAGUGAAGUGCUUAAAAUGGUACAAGAAGCCGAUAAGGAACCAAGAGAUUUAGAACCAGGUUAACAAAUCUAUUCCUUUUUAUGAUAAUUUUUUAUAGUAUACACUGAUUAGAUAUUCAAAAACUAUAAGUCUUCGUAAAUUUAAUUUCUCUAUAACAUUUAAAAAUGUUCUAUAUACAGAAUUUAGACAAUGUGUUAUCGAUCCGAUAAUCAAAAGUCCUAUGCGACAUGUAUCUGCACCUGAACCAAAAGCACCACAAAAUGCUCCUAAUCAAAGCAUUUGUUCAGAAUGUGAAAGACUCGUAGUGUAAGUUAAGUGUAAAAUAAUGUGUAUUAUCUGCUUGGUGCUUAUGGUGAUGCUUUGUAAAAUAUUAGACAGAUGGGUUUUAAUAUUUUAUCUUGAAAAUGUAUGCAGUAUUUUUUAAAUUUAUAUUUGAAUUCUAAGAAUUAUCAAUUUCGUCUUGAAAGGAAAUAAAGUUUAAAAAAUUGAUUUUAUUUUGGAAAAAUAGACCUUCAAGCGAAAUUCGCAUAUUUCUCGUCUGCAAGCCAUGCGAUAGGUGGCCGUGCCACUUCACCACGUCCUAUGACACCUAUAGCAGCUGCUAUGAACAUGCCAGAACACCGAGAUCCAUACAUGGGUUCUCCUUUAAAAGAAGUAAACAAAUACUCGGAGAAUAGUCAGCUCGUUGAAUGCAACGAGUGUAGGAAAGAUAUUAUGUAAGAUAUUUUAGGUGAUCUCUUGAUCCCUUCAUUCCCAUGGUCAUCUUAAAACCCAAACCCAAACCACUAUCAGCAAAUUAACACGCGUGGCACACUAAUAUAUAUUUUAUAAAAUUACAUUAUAAUUUAUAAAUUAAUUAUAGUUUAAUGAGUAAUAAGUUAAAUUUUAAUAUAGCGGUGUAUUCGUUCGUAUCAAAGAUAAAAGUUUGCACGUUGAAUGUUUUAAAUGUGCCACUUGUGGAUCAUCCCUGAAAAAUGUGGGCUAUUACAGUAUCAACAACAAACUGUAUUGCGACAUUCACGCCAAAAUGGUGGCCAGACAAAAUCCACCGGCACCGGAAUUGGAGCCGGUUACCGUACCACCGUAGGUUAUGCAAUAGUUUUGUUUGUUUGUUUUUUUUUUUUUUUGCUUUAUAUACGGAAAAUAUUACAAUUUAUUAUAUUUUAAAAUAAUUAAAAAUGUAUAAGUAUUAAUUCAUAAAUUCAAUUUCGUUAAAAAAAAUUUAGCUAAUUUCACGUUUAUAGUGUACACACUAUACAUAUUUAAUACCCAUUGCACCAGUUGCACUUACAAUUUAAAUAGAGAUUACGGCUUCUUAAAAUUAUUUUUAUUUUUGUUUCACACACACUAUUUGUCUACUUAAUUUGUUUAAAAUAAUGCUUAAACAAUGAAAUUGUGGAUUAACCAUUUAAGUAAUUCUUAAAUACGCAAUCAAUAAAUCAUAAUAUACUGAUUACAGUUUAAAAUAUACAAACUACAGUAAAAAUCGUUUAUAAUGACAUCCAAGGGACAAGUUAAAAUUAGUCAUAACAGCCAAUUAUUGUCAUUGAACCAAAAUGAUAAAAUAAAAUUUAAAAACUUGAUUAUGUACAUGUAUUUAUAAUUAACGCGAAAAAAUAACCCCGUAUGAGUUUUUGCAUAGGGUAAUGGGUACUAUUGCAAUAGGUAAAAAUAAAAAUUAAUCUAAAUAUUAGUACUAUACUAUAUUUUGCUAUUGCGUAUUUUAAAAUUCUCUAAAAAUAUUGUUAAAUUUGAAUUCAAUGGUUAUUACUGACAUUUAGUAUUAAUAUUAUACAUCAUUUUUUUUUUUUUUUUUUACAUACUAUUAUUGACAUUUAAAAUUAAUAUGGGGUUAUUUUUUCACGGAAUUUUUUUUGCGGAGUCUAAAUUUCCGGGGUUAUUUAUUAGGCAAAUCGUAUUUAUGUGAACAUAAUAUUAUUCUAUUACAGUCAACGUGUCAUAUUUUGAUCACUAAAUCGUGACUUUAAUACAUACAGUAAAAAUAAAAUAAAAAAAGUUGUUUAUUAUUUUAAAAUUAAAUUUAAAUUGUAUUAAAAAAAAAAAAUUGUACUUUAUUUAUAAAAAAGUCAUGCAGAUUUUCCCCAUAUAACCAAAAGUAACCGUCAUAACAUUUGUACGAGUAUAUAGUCAUAUUAUAUAGACGUCAUAAUAAUCGAUACACAUUAGUACAUACAAUACAGGAGUUUUGUCGGAACCUUCAAUCUAAGGUCAACGGAUCCCAUAUGUCACUACAACCGGUUUCAUUAUAAACGGUAUACCUACUGUGCAAUAAUUCUAAUAAGAAAAAAUUCGUUUUAAAUUCGACAUGGGUUUUGGUUUUAUUUGUAGUCAAUUCAUAGUAAUAUCAAUUUUAAUUCACCUUUCGAUGGAGAGUUUAUCAUUUUUAUGAAAUGCCUUGUGGCCCAUGCACGGAUCCAGAGCAAAGAUCUGGGGGGAGGGGGCAACCUUUUUUUUUAUAACACAAAUAUAAUUAAAAUAUAACAUAAUAUAUUACUUUAUCAUACAUAUCAGUGAUUGGAAUAUAGUAAUAUCAGCACCUAUAGAAUUAUAAAAAAAAUCGGAAAAAUAAUAUUUCCCCCUAGGCCUCCUGGAUCCAUCCCUACUUGCGGCAUAGGUACAAAUAGCAUUUGAGAGUUGAAGGGGCUAAAGUCUUGACUACUAAAAUGUAAAACUAAAGUUUUUACAGAAAUAUACCUUAAACACCUACACCCCCUAAAUAAUUUUUAAUCGCUACGCUCGGUUUAAAAUGUUAUACUUUUACCUAAUUACAAUGUAACUAAACAAUAAAACUUACUACAAAUUUUUAAAAAUGCACUAUUUUAACUAUGUAGACUAUAAUAUUUAAAUAUGCUCAAAACUAUUAUAAACAAUGUAAGUACAUUAGGUACGCAUAUAUUACACACAUAAAUGCUUAAGUAUUAUUUGUUAAUUUAUACUGUCUUUGGAAAUAUUUAAUUCAAUAAAUGUAAGAAAUAUAAUAGAACACGUAUGGGAGGACAAUUGACAUUUUUGAGUGGCUAAGACCACAAAUCCCCCCCUAUAUACACUUGUACCUUAAAAAUUACCAUACAAAUUAUUUAAUUUUUGUAAAAUAUGGAUUACCUAAACAAAUUUACCUAGACAGAUUUACCCAGAUAUUUUACACUUUAGUUCAAAAUUAUUUAAAAUUAUUAAAAACUUUCGGUUUCAAUCUCAAAAAUUGUAAAAAUAUUUUUUUUAAAUUAGAAAAAAAACAUUAAAAAUGACUUAAAUUGUUCCUAACUUAAGUAACUUUAAAAAUCUAUGGUGUGACACAAUUUUAACCUCACCUUAAUUUAAAGAUAACUAAACGUGAAGUGAAAUUUAGCCGGUUCAAAUAUAAAUAUGAAUUGGUACAAAUAAGUAUAGCAUUUUAUUUUUUAAGAGGUAAUAGGUAGUCGUUGUGCUAUAAAAUGUGUGUUUUUUUAGAAAAAUACACACCAAAAUCCGAACAUAAUAUAUUCAAGUAACAUACAUUUGUUUAAUAUAUUAUCGUAUAACUUCGUGAUUAAUAACAAAUUUGUAAUAAAAUAAUAUGAAAAUAAUAAAAAAAUAUUUAUAAUAACUUAUUUAAGUUUAGGAAUUAAUAUGAGUUAAACAAAUAAUACAUGAUAACCACAUUGGUUAUUUAAGAUUUUUACACCAACUGUGUAACGUUUACUUUGAUGUUGAGAUAUACUUAAUUUAAAAAUACAACGAUCGUUUUAUUUAAAUUAUAUUAAAAAAAUUGGGAAAAUAGGAUACAUAAAUGUAUUCAAUUUAUAUCUGUUAGUAAUUAUAAACCAUAACGAAAAAUAAUUCUGAGUGAAGUUUAUUUUUAAAUAAUUAAAUCGGUAACGUCGUGACACGCCGAAAAUAUUUAUCUGUUUUUCCUAUACGUUUUUUUCGGUUUUCCCAGUUAUUAUAAAAAAACACUUAAACAAUCAAAAAAUGUACAAUUAGAUCAAAAAUGGAGCAAGAUUUCUGGUAAACAAGUUGUUCACAGACAGAAAUUUAAAAAAUAAACAAAGAAAAAAAACACACAUGGGUAGUAAAACUUAUGCUACUCUCAGAAUCUAAAAUUAUAAUAACACAAUAAAUUAUUUAUUAUGUUUGUUGAAGGCCUAACGAAUUAAUUUUUAAUUAAUUUGUUAUGGUACGCUGUUAUGUUAACUAAAACCAUCCUCAAAUUUGUUUUACAAUUCACACACGAUUCAACAUUGAAUUUAAUCUAAAAAUAUAAUAACUAAAACUAAUGCAAUUAUAUUAUUUGACGACUAUCAAUUAAAACUAAAAUUAAAUAUUUAAUAGGGGCUCGCAUCCACCUUUGGGCUCGUUCAAUAUAACACCAACUAAAUCAAAGGACGUACAAUCGGUACAAUCACCACAACCCAGCACUUUAUCGCCAAUACCAUUCCACGUAAGUUAAAACCACUAAUUGUCUUUGUAUUUAUAUUACUGAAAUAAUAAUAACAUUACAAAUGAUAUCAAAAUAAAUCAGUAUCUACUGCACUAGUACCUAGUUAUUAAACACACUUUUUAGGUAAUUUACAUUGUUGAACAAAUUACAAGGUACGUAUUUCAAUACGUACCUAUAUUAAAUAAUUAUAAUGUAUCAUUAUAAGCUAUAACUUAAGUAUUAUACAUAAGAUAUAAGAAAUAUAAUACAUAAUAUAUACCUUAAAAUUUUAAGUAUAAAAAGAGCUGAUACUGGGGAUGGGAGCGGCCACUGUUGUAAGUGAGAAGUUAGGAAGGUAGGAUACAUUAGAUUAUUACAUUUAUAUCUAUAAGCAACGAUAGACCAUUGUUUGACGAAAGACGAUAACGAGCGCAGUUCGGUAAUACAUAAAUUGAAGUGCCAUAAUUUUUUUUUGCGAUUUUCGUUUAAAUUUGAUUUCAAAACGCUUAUUAAAAAAAGGAAAACAAGUCGUCCGAUGAUUUUGGAAAUUUUAUCACGACUAUGUAAGUCCUUUAUAAGUAUUAUUAUUAGUUUCAAGUAUCUACGUGUGUAAUCGAAUUACAGCAAAAUACUCUCAAAAAUUUAAAUUCCUUAAAAGUUCAAAAGUUUUGGCGAUUAUACCGUAAGAAAUUAAAUCAAAAAGGCAACAAAACAGAUGCCUUGUGAUUUUUCAAUUAAAUCAUUUUUUUUGGUAGAAAACGUCCGUGCUUUAUAAAACAAUAAAAUCGUGAAAUUGUACGUUUUCCUGCGUUUUUCCCACUUAAGUGCUUUUAUUUAAAAAAAUGGCAUCAAAAAUCAAAAAUAUGACUCCUCUUAAUCUAGACAACUAUGUAUAUUAGCUAUAUGUCUUGUUCUAUAUAAUCUCAUUAUUUCUAAACAGCUGGAAUACAAAUCUGAUUGGACCAUUUAGUUUAUCGCCUUUUAAUUACACACCGGACAUAAUUCCCGGGCGUAAAAUUUUCAGGGGGGUAUUUAUUUCCAAAUGUAACAUUUUCAGGGGCGUAUUCACGUAUUUUGAUUAUGUAGAGUGAUCCAUAUAACGUAAGAUACUUAUUACAUCGGAGAGUAUUAAGUUUCCGGAAUUUGUUUUUUAAAACAUUGUUAGAAACUAGCCGAUCUAAAAUGUCACUUUACCGUUAUUUUUUGUCAAGCUCAUUUUGGGAAGUGGAAACACUACCUACUUUUUAUUUUCAAAUAGAAACCUAUAUUGAAAAUGCCAUAAAUAGAUGAAAUUUUAAUACAUUUUGGUGUAAACAUUUUUCACUUCCAUCAACCUAUUGAUGAGAUAUUCCACUUUUGAUUUCACCGUUUAGUAGGUAGAAGGAGAGUAGUAAUAGAGUAUCACUUGUAAGUGGAAGCGCGGUUUGCAGUGCUUGAAUAGUGCACUACUGCUCUAGUCCUAUCUGUAAAAAUUAUUUAUGUUUCUCAUUGAAAUUAUUUUGGUAUUAUAUUUAUUCUUAUUGAAGAUUUUUAUAUUAUGAAACAUAUUAUGUUUACUAUACAGGCUCCAAAAGCUCCUAGUCACGUUAACGCCCCCAAACUUCAGGUAGAUCAAUACUAUAAGUGGAUAAUUUCUAAACUAACACUUGUUGAUAUUCACCUAAUCCAUUGAAAGUUAUAUUUAAAUCGUAUUAAUGUUUGUAUCCAUAACAAAAAACAAUGAGGUUUUUUAUAAUUUUUUUUGAAUUUCAAUUUUAUAAGUACUUAAUUGUUAGUUAGUUUUUUUUUUUUAUUAUUGAUCAUAUGCUUAAAACGCUUACAUGAUAAAUAUUUGUGCAAUUUGUUGCUUUAUGUUUUAUACAGUCACUGACGUUGUCUUGACCAUCAAUUAUAAUAGUUCAUGGCAAUGGCGCAAUUUAGAAUUUUAAUUAUAAUGAAUUAUGAAACGAGUGUCGGUCAUUAUUUAUAAUCAAAUAUGUAAGACAAGAAAACAAAACAAAAAUAAUAAUCGUUGAAUUCAUAGAUAUUCUGGAGAAGAUUAUAUAUUUACGAGUAUAUGCUUACCUACAUCCCUUUAUUCUCUACAUAAUCUUCUCUAGUUGCGCCAUUGUAAUAAGUGUGUAAAUUAAAAUUUCAAUGUUAUCAAGUCUUAUAGUAGACUUGACAGUGUGUCUAGAACGUAUCAAUAUGUUGAUGUAUGUUACUAUUGACUAGGUGUGAACAAUAUUUUAGACACGCCGUAUUUAUAUGUAAUUAAUGCUUUAAAAAAUGCAAUGAAACUAACAUUUAUCAGUGAUGUUUAAUUGAGUAGGUACCUAUACACAAUUUGUUUGCAUGGUUUAAGUAUAAUUAGACAAACAAUUUGAAUUUCAAUAAUUUUCAGACUCCGUCAAAAGUCUUUUCAAAUGCAAAACCAUACGAGGCACCAAAACAAACACCGACUCCACCGAAAUUCACUGGUGGAAGUAAUCAAGUCAUUCAGUCUGGUAAGUUGAAAAAUUAUAUUCUAUGUUUAAUAUAUUUUUAAGUCAAUCAAGUAGCGUCGCUAGGUUAUAGAACUUAAAAAACAUCUCUUCUCUUAAGUUAAUGAAAUCAAAAUUUGUUUAUUGUUAAAUUAUUACAUUUUAAUUAGAUAACUAUUUUAAAAAUUUUCGCUGCUAAAUCGUUUUACCCUUUACGCACUUAUUUUAUGUAUAAAAUAUAAAUUACCUAGCGACAAAUCUUGUAAUCUAGCUGGUAAUUUAUUUUUAGAAAUAUUCAAACAAUAUUAGAUAGACGAAUAGUCAUAAACAAGAUAUCUUUACCUAACAAAAUAUAUUUCAAGAUCUUGUAGUAAUAUGCAACGAGUACAAAUAACAUUUUUAUUAUUCGGUAUUUUAAAUAAUAAUAUACAUAUUAUACGAGUAGGUUAGGUCACCUAACUUAACCUAUACGAUAUUUUUUUCAAUUCAUCAACAGAUAAAAAAAAUAUAGAUGUAUUAAACAUAAUUUACAAAAACAAUUAAAAUCAUUAUUUGUCUGUAGGAUUCAACCCUGAAUUGAAAACCAAAUCUAAUUUUACAGGUAACAUAUAUACAAUAUAGUUAUAGGUGAUGAUUACAUAUAUAGGUACCUAUAUGGUAUACCUACUUAUUAAUAUGCGUAAAAAUAAAACCAUUCCAUAAUUGAUUAUUAAUUGAACAUUAUAAGUUAGUAGUGACUAUGUUUUAUUCAAACACCAACACUACUUUGUUUGAAAUAGUAGUAGGUGGUAAAUGUAUUCAAAUACCUAGAUCAAGCAUUUUAUUUCAACGAAAUUAUCGAUUAUGGAAUUGGUCUACCGCAGUAGUUAAUCUAAUAAUUAUAUUCUGACUGGAUUAAAUACAUAAAAUCAAAAUUAAAAUAUAUCCAUAAAACAAACAAAUGAAAAAUAUAUUUUAAAUUAAUUCGUUUUAUAAGUAAAAAUGUUUAAAGAAAAACAAAAACGGUUAAUAUAACGGUAUUUAACUAUUUCAAAUAUGAUUUUAGUAAUACAAAAUAGUAAGCGAGUACACUGAACAACGGAUCCCGACGAUAAAAAAGUUCGUCUCAAUAAACUCAUAUUAUCACAUGAUAGUGUUGUAUAAGUACUUAGAAUUUUUACCCAUCAAUUAUUUUACUCUAAAAUCUAUUUGGACGAAAUUAGAACCUAUUAAAACCAAAACGCUACGUUCCUUCUAUAAUUUCUGAAAAGCGUUUUAUUUUUAUUAAUUCUCGAUCUAAGUACCUAAUCCAAUUAUUUAUUUAUAAAGUUGUCACAUACAAUUUUUUAAAGUAAAUGUAGUUUCUAAUAACCAACAAUUUGUUUUCCGAAAAAUAAAAACAUCUAAAAUUGAUUAUGUAACAUAAUAAGUACCUACUGAUUUUGUUUGUUGAAACUUAUUGUUUUCACUUUUCAGACAUAAAACCAUUCAACUCCAAACCACGUCCCUUUUCAGUUGUAUUUAAUGUUUAAAUAUCUGCAUAAAUAUCCUAAAAGCUUAUGUUUUGUUUUGAUGAUUUUAAAAGUUUUUGUAAGUGACCGUUUUUGUUUGAAUUAAAUAAUAUAGUAGAGAGUAAGGUCAGAGCAUAAAAUAUAUAGAUGCCUAAAUAUUUUAAAAUAUAAUUAUGUAUCUAACAGGCUAGAAACAAAUAUAAUCAAUAGUCCUUAUAAUUAAUUUUACAAGUUAAUCAGUUAUAAAAAAAUUACUUAUAAACAGUAUAUUAGUAUAUACAUUUUAUUAAAAAAAAAAAAUAGCAGAAAACAAAUUAAUCAUUAUUAUUUUCAUUGGUUUUCUGCCUUAUUUGCUAACUUUAGACGAACCUAGAUACAGUACUAAUUCUAUACCGAGAUUACCUUUCCUAAAACCAAAACCAUCGACCGGUUCUGCAUUUCAUCCUGUAGUAUCCAAAUCAGCGUCUUAUGAUUAUGGAAAACGUGCAUCUCUUUGUUCCCAAGAAGUCGAUCAUACAAUGAAUGAUUUUAAACACUCAUUGAACGAUUCAAUUGCAGCUCAGUCAUUAAUCAAAUCGAAUAAAAUAGGGAGACCACAAUCACCAGUUCCAGAUGAUAAAGGUCAAGAUUUUACUUCUGCGGAGGCACCACAUGAAGUCCGAUUCUUAUUACCACGAUAUAAUAAUAUUAGAGCAGUUUCACCAAAUCAAUUAGUAAUUUUUCCACCAGAAAUUCCACUUCAAUAUCGCAGUUACUCGAAAUCGCCAACAAUAGAAUCUAAAAAAAAAUCUGUUUCACCAGUUAAACCCGUAUUAGUGAAUACUUUAAAAACUAAUUCUGUGAAAAAAGAAAGCGCUAUUUCUCAAUGUCCAGAUAAGUAUAAUUUUGAAAUUGCUGAAUUAAAUAACUUACCUCUAUUUCAUGGUAAAAAAGGUCCAAUGAGUAUAGCUAUGGAAAUAGCUCCCGAUCGGCCAUUUACUCCACUCUCUGUUAUCGAACCAAUUAUUAAACCAGCACCUUGGAUACCGCUGCCCAUAGAAAAUGAAAAUAGACCGGAAUCACCAUUAGUAGAUGCAUUGAAGACAGCUCCUAAAAGAAGUUAUUCACCUUUACCUACUUUUACGUAUGCUUCUGAACUUCCUCUUGCACCAAUAGAAGAUUUCAAUCAAGAAGUUAAAAAUAUUAUUACAGUAAAUGAAAAGUCUGCAUUAGCUCGAAAAUCUACUUUUCGAGUAACUGAGACAAACAAUUCAGCUAGACCUAUAGGAAAUAAUCCUGUUAGAUAUAUGCAUGGAUAUAACAAUAACACUUCUGCUGUAUUAUUGCAAAACAAGGCCACACUAUCUAAACCAAUGCCUCCUACAAAUUUACAAAAAAGUCAAAUAACGGGUAUAGAAUCGAAUUUAUAUCUAUCUUAUAACAAACCUUAUAUUAUUGGCCAUAACAAAUAUAUAGAAAGUAAACAUAAUUUAAAUGAAACGAUUAUAACUCGUGUGCCUGAACUCGAAGAAAACAAAAAAUCUAAUCCUCAACAUGCAUUUAUUAGUCCAGAGCAUAAUGUACCGUUGAAUAAUUUACAAAACGAAUACAAUUUAAUUAAACCACAACAAUUAGACAUUUUAGAAAACAAAUCUAUUUCACAUAGGUCUAUAGGUCCGGGUAUUAAAGAUAAAGUAUCUACAUUUACAUCAAAUACUUCACAAAAUGAUACUCCGGCUCUAAAACAAAAAACGAAUGAUCAUUGCAAAGUGUCUCAAAGUUUAGACAUGGAUUCUAUGUCAAUAGAGUACGGCUCUUAUAUACAUAAAAGUAACCACCCAAGUGCCAUAAAAUUAAAUAAGGCAGUACCAUUUUUCUCUAAUAAAUCAUCUUUUCCUCCUUCACAAAAAUUAAUUUAAUGGUUUUUAUUUAAUCUUCUGAGACACUUUCUAUAAAUAUCUAAAAUAUUUAAUUUCAUAUUGCAUCUAUGUUUUUAGACAAACUUCAAAUUAAAGCAUUGUAAAAUUGUAUCCUUAACAUGAAUAAACAUGUAAUUUUUUUUUUUUUUUUGGCUCUGUUUUAAAUUAAAUAUUUCAAAAAAUAGUUUCAAACAAAAUUAUACAAAUUAUUCAAUUUUAGUUUAUGCUUUGAAAUUUGAUGGGUUUAUUUAAUUAGUGGUGACUUUUUAUAGCUAAUCAAUUUCAGUAGAUGAUUAGAAUAUAAUACUAAAUAUACUUAUAAAUUAUUAUAAUUUAUAAUAAUAUGAAAAUUAAUUACAAUUUUAUUUGAUAUUUUACCUUAAAAUACUAACCAUAAAAGAGUCUGAACAAUUUCUUAACUCCCAACCAGAAUUACCUUUUUUUAAACCACAACCUACGACUGGUUCUGCAUUUUGUCCUAUAAUAUCAAAACCAUUGACGGUUGAAUCAAAUAAAUCUCUAAUGUCAUACACCCAGGAAGUAGAUCACACACUUAGUUCAUACAAACAAGUGUUAUGUGAUUCAAUUUCCACACAAAUGCUAAUAGAAUCGUCUCAAAGAGAGCAAUCUCAAUCACCAUCAAUAGAAAAAUACAACGAUAUAAAAGCUAAUACAACGACCGUGCCUCAUGAAAUUCGAUCUCUAUUGCCACCAAAUAACAAUAUCAGAGCAAUGUCACCCACUCAUAUCGUAAUUUUUCCGCCAGAAAUUCCACCGGAAUAUAGAGCUCACAAUAGGUCAAAGACAUCUACACCACAACCACAACAUGAAAUCAACAUUGAAACUAAAUCACAAAGUAAAAUUAUUUCUUCUAACGUUGAUCAAGUAAAAGACACAAAGUCUCAAUCUAAUGUCGAACAGUUAAAAGUUGUUGAAUUUAAUUAUGCCAAAGAAGUUGAAAACCAUAAUGUUUCAAAAACAAAAACAUCAUGUACUUUACAUGAUCAAUCGCCUAUUUAUAUUACUGAACCUACAGUAAAACCAAAAUUACCAGUGACUACAACUGAAGAGAAGAGAUCAGAAUCUCCUAUGCUGACUGCAUUAAAAAUAGCACCCGAAAGGAGUUUUUCCCCUUUGCCUACUUACGUUGAUGUUUCUGAUUUAAUUCCAAAACCAAUUGAAAAUAUAAUUGAAGAAAAAAAACCAAUGACCAUGGCAGAUGCAUUAUCUAUAGCUCCAGAUCGUAGUUACCAAUUACCCGAAUCAAGAAUAACUAAACGAUCUGUUGGGAACAACUCUGUAAGAUAUAUGCAUGGAUAUAAUAAAAAAACACCGGCAGAACCUUUAUUAAUGACAAGAUCAUUGAUAUAUUCACCUAUGUCGGCAAUUGAUACGGAGGAAGAACAAAUAGCCAUUUUGGGAUUAAAGUCAUUUCCCCCUGUUUCGGAUGAGCUUAAAUUGUCAACAGCAGCUGGAGAUUUUGACCGCGAAGAAUCUAAUUUUGAAACCUCUGAAGAAAUCGUAUUUGAUAAGCCCAACAAAGAAGAACCACUAAAUGAAGACAUUGAUAUUGUAGAACCCCCUAAACCAGCUCCUAGAUAUCCGUUUACUGCUUCAGGUCUUCAUGAGCCACUAGAUAUACCACGAUAUCAACGAAAUAUACCAGAAAACCCACAUCGAGCUACUCCUAGUGACAAAUCUUCUGAAAAGUCAACACGUUCGGAAGUUAAAGGUAAAGUGAAAACAUUCACGCCAAAACCAUCGAUAAAAAACACUUCCUUUUUAAAACAAGAAUCGAAUUUAAAUUGUAAAAUUGCUCCCGUCUUGGGAUAUAAACCAUCAUCAUUAGAAGGCGGUCCGUCCAAAUCCGAAAAUGUUGCGACCAAUUUCAUAAAACCAAGAGAUUCACAGCCUGUUCUUGGUCGUAUUUAACAUUGAAUUACUAUACUACUAUACAUUAAUCAUUAAUAAAUAAACAUUAAUACCCUUUUAAGAAACAUUAGAUUUAAAAAUUAUUAUUUUAAUUUCAAAUUAAAUAUAUUAAUGAAAUAGUUGUAAAAAAAAAUGUACAUAAUUAAAGACGCUAGAAAGAAAUUGGGAUAUUUAAAUUUACCUAAAAAGUGAAAUUGGUUAGUUUUAGUUAAAACAUUUUCUAAUUAUAAUUAUAAAAUAUAAAACAAGAUUUAAAAUUUUAGAACUUAUUAUAAUAUGUUUAAAGUUUAAAUUAAUUACAAUUUUUAUUUGGUUUUUUUGUUCUUAACAUACUAACCGUAGACGAGUGUAAAAAAUCGAUUAACUCCCAACCAAGAUUACCUUUCUUAAAACCAAAGCCUUCCACUAGUUCUGCAUUUUGUCCGGUUAUAUCAAAAUCAUCAACGGUUAACUCAAGCAAUGCAUCCAUAUCAUAUACCCAGGAAGUAGGUCACACACUUAGUUCAUACAAACAAGUGUUAUGUGAUUCAAUUUCCACACAAAUGCUAAUAGAAUCGUCUCAAAAAGAGCAAUCUCAAUCACCAUCAAUAGAAAAAUACAACGAUAUAAAAGCUAAUACAACGACCGUGCCUCAUGAAAUUCGAUCUCUAUUGCCACCAAAUAACAAUAUCAGAGCAAUGUCACCCACUCAUAUCGUAGUUUUUCCACCAGAAAUUCCACUGGAGUAUAGAGCUCACAAUAGGUCAAAAACAUCUACACCACAACCACAACAUGAAAUCAAUAUUGAAACUAAAUCACCAAAUACAAUUUUUUCUUCUGGCGUUCAUCAAGUAGAAGGUUUAAUUUCUCAAUCGAAUGUCAAAUGUUUAGAAGUUUUUGAACCUAAUUAUGUUCAACAAAUCGAAGAACAUGAUUCAAAAACGAAAACAUCUAAUACUAUACUACAUCAAUCACCUAUUACUGAUGCUAUCGUAAUACCAGCGACUAACUCUAAUGUGAAUAGACCAGAAUCACCCGUGGUGACUGCAUUAAAUAUAGCAUCUGAAAGAAGUUAUUCUCCAUUACCUACUGUCAUAGAUCACUCUCAAUUAAAUUCAAAACCUAUAGAAAAUCUUCUCAAGAAAGAAAACCCAAUGAUAAUUUCUGAACAUUCGGAGAGCAGUUACAAAUUAAGCGAAUCAAAAAAUACUACAAGACCUGUAGGAAAUAAUCCCGUUAGGUAUAUGCAUGGAUAUAAUAAAUCAACGCCGGUAGCACCUGUAUUAAUGACAAGAUCAUCGAUAUAUUCAUCAGCAUCAGUAGUAGAUUCGAAAUCAACUUUCGAAUCAAUGCAGAUAUCUAGUUCAGGAUUAAAAUCGUCCUCCCUUAAUUCAGUAGAGUCUGUACUUCAAUCAGCUAAAGAUUUUAAUCAAAGUGAAUCCAAUUUCAAAUAUGCUGAAGAAGUGGUAUUUGAUGAACCCAAAAUCAAAGAGCCCCAAGAAUCAAUUAAUGAAGAAUUCAACUCAGUGAAACAUAAUAAAUCUAAAAAUACUGAUAAUCAUGUCAUUAAAUCAAGCAAUUAUAAUGACCCCGUUUCAUCUAAAAACACGUCAAUCGCCAUAAUUCAAAAAUCCUCUCAUGCACCCCAAUCCAUAAAAAAGUCUUUACCGUUAAUAGUACAGCCUUCUCUAACUAACGAUACUUUUGUAGAACCGGUCGCUCCUAUGCCUAAAUCAUCAAUUCCUGCUGCAUUGUUAGCUAAAAAAUUAACAUGUCUCAUAAAAAAAACAAACCCUAAAUGUAUUCCAACACCUAUACCCAAACCCGAUAUAGGUGGUCAGCCGGUGGGAAGAACUGGUGCUUCGGCUGGUCUUACUGCACCCAGAAGAGGCCGUGGAGUGUUGAACCCACAAAAUUUAACCCCAGGUGCUAGAGUGCCGCUGUGUGGACAGUGCAAUUUAUACAUAAGGUAAAUAAGAAAAUGCGUUUUAGGAUAUUUGUGUUUUUGUGUGCAAUAUUUAUUAAAGUUUUAUAUUUUAUUUACCUACGAUUCAGGUAAGAUUCACAAUAGACGUGUAAUUGUGUUAAACACAGCACCAGUUUUUUUUUUUUUGUACAUAGCUAACGUUUUGGUUUUUAUAACUCACUUUAGUUUGUGUUUGUUUUGCUUUUCACGUUAUUAAUAAUCUCCCAGGACUUGAAAAACUUACAAUUAAAGAGGACGUCGACAAUAAUGCGCUGCAGUUAAUUAAAAACCCCGAAUGCAACUGUUGCCAUACCCAAAUCACAAGGUUUGUUAGCUUUAUGUUUUUGAUUUUUGUUUGUAUAUUUUCAUUUUUCGUUUUACCGAGGCUAUAAUUUCCCAUUAUAUACAGCUAGUUUAUUUAUUCUUCAAUUAUUUAUCUAGGGGCCCAUUUAUUACCGCUCUUGGCAAAAUUUGGUGUCCGGAACAUUUUAUAUGCACAAACGAAAAAUGCAGACGUCCAUUGCAAGAUAUUGGUUUCGUGGAAGAAGACAACGGCCUUUACUGCGAAUAUUGUUUCGAACAGUAUCUAGCACCGGUGUGCAAUAAAUGCACUAAGAAAAUCAAAGGGGUAAUUAGAUGGACACUAAUUAUUUAAAUACACCGUUCGAUAACGUAAUAAUAAUAUUAAUUAUUAUUUAAUCAUUAUUUUAUAGGACUGCUUAAACGCCAUUGGUAAACAGUUCCAUCCUGAAUGUUUUAAAUGCACGUAUUGUAGCAAGCUCUUCGGUAACAGUCCGUUCUUUUUGGAAGACAGCCUUCCUUAUUGCGAAGAAGGUGAGUAGUUUGAUUUGAAAUAAAUACAUUACGUUUAUAAUAUAACGUAUUAACAUACCAAUGAUAAUGCAGAUUGGAACGAAUUGUUUACGACCAAAUGCAUAGCUUGCGGUUUUCCUAUCGAGGCUGGCGAUAGAUGGGUCGAAGCAUUAAAUAACAAUUAUCACAGUCCUUGCUUCAAUUGCUCGGUAAGUUUUAUUUUUCAUUUGUCACUCAACUUCUGCCAUCAAUACAAAUUACGUUCAGUUUUUAUAUUUUGUUCACGUUGGUUUUAUAUGAGUAUACAAUUUGUUUUAUUUUGUUAUAGAAAUGUAAGGUGAAUUUGGAAGGACAGAGUUUCUUUGCCAAAGGAGGAAGGCCGUUUUGCAAAAGCCACGCACGUUAAUAAUUCGAAAUUAUAAAUUUACUUAUGUGAAUAAUAUUAUUAAUUAUUGUUAACCAAAAAAUUAUUGCUGACGUGUAAAACUAUGUGGAACGUUUUAUUUAGUUUAUAGCUUAGUAAUAGCUUAAAUAAUUAGACGCUUGGUUUAAAAUUGUAUUAACAAGAAUUGUAUCUUAGAAAAAAAAAAACAUUUAGGAAUUAUUAUCUUAAUUAUAUUAUUAUACCAAAACGAAACGUGUGUCAGGUAUACACAUUGUCAUUAGUAAUGUGAAUAAUAAUUAAAUUUGUAUGUACUUAUCUAUUAAACUAACAAAUCAAGACAGUGACAAAUACAUAUAAUUUCAGUAAGCACCAAUAUAUUUUAACUAAAUCAUAAUAUUUUAUUAUUCAUAGUAAAUUUACCUUAUUCUUAUACAAACUAUAAUUAAAAUAAUAUUUUAAUUUACCUCGACUUACCUAUUCAACAGUAAUUUUUUUUUUUUUUAGCUACCUAUUUAAUUACGGAACUAUAUGUAGUUUGGCUUGUUAUAUUUUUAUUUCAAUUCAAUAAUUUAUAUCAAUAUUCGUAUUGAUUUGGCUUUUCCUAUAUAAUAUGUUACCCAUUUGAAAUAUUAUAGUACCUAUAUUUAAUCGUAAUUAUUUUGUUCUACUUAUUUCCUUAUACAAUAUUAAUUUACUCAGUUGUUUUUAUUUGCACUUGUAGCAAGUACCUAGGUUUCUAUACUUGCUCGAAAAAAACAUAUUUUAAAGGUUAAGAAUUAAGGUGUAUAAACGUUGAUUAUAUUUGUGUAAUUAUUAUGCAUG
Messenger RNA from Cinara cedri, 37225 nucleotides. NCBI's taxonomy places the organism in Eukaryota, Metazoa, Arthropoda, Insecta, Hemiptera, Aphididae. The record is from the annotation of a GenBank genome assembly.